AUGGUUGCAGUUCAACGUUUAAGCAUUGUUUUGGUCGUUUAUUGUGGUUGUCUAUUGGCUGAAAUCUGCCCUCCUGAUUGGCACCGAUACGGCGAGUCAUGUUACUUGUUUGCAAUGCAGAGGGUAGAUUGGUUCGAAGCAAAUCACACUUGUGCCCAGAGUGAGGCAAACCUCGCUGUGCCAAACUCAAGAUUCGAACAGGAUUUUAUAUGGAAACUUUACCUGAAAGUGUUUGAUCAGAAGCCACCUUCCAGUCUCUGGAUUGGUUGUAAUGACAUCGAGGAGGAGGGAAACUGGCAGCACUGUCCGUUGAAGGGUGAGACUAACGCUUAUGAGAAUUGGGCUGGAAGGCAACCGAAUAAUGCUAACAACGCUGAUUGUGCAGUGAUGCUGGUUGAUAUGAACGGUACAUGGGACGAUCAACACUGCAUCAACUCGAACCGUCACGCUGUCUGUGAGCUCCCCGUGUACAACAGCCGCCGUCUCACACCUCAGUGUCUGCUCCGUCAUGCCAUGGAUGAGCUACAGGGUACGAGCGGGAAAGAUUACCGAUCACGCCCUCGGUGUCACUCCUUCAUGCUGGACAACUGCGGUCAUCAGUAA
Messenger RNA from Asterias rubens (European starfish), 603 nucleotides. RefSeq names its product lectin BRA-3-like. The transcript has a single exon. Gene Ontology annotation, molecular function: signaling receptor activity. The record is from RefSeq and is a predicted model, not a curated record. NCBI's taxonomy places the organism in Eukaryota, Metazoa, Echinodermata, Asteroidea, Forcipulatida, Asteriidae. The coding region runs from base 1 to 603 and encodes 200 amino acids.